Molecule: messenger RNA, 276 nt
Organism: Rhizophagus irregularis DAOM 181602=DAOM 197198
Lineage: Eukaryota; Fungi; Glomeromycota; Glomeromycetes; Glomerales; Glomeraceae
Source: RefSeq, a predicted model, not a curated record
GCUAGUGAUAUAUAUAGUUUUUCUAUGAUUAUGUGGGAAUUUACAUCUGGAAUUCCACCAUUUAGUGAUAAAGCACAUGAUCUUCAACUUGCUUUAGGUAUCUGUAAAGGUGAACGUCCUGAAAUUAUUGAAAAUACUCCACAAUGUUAUGUAGAUUUAAUGAAAAAAUGUUGGGAUGAAGAUCCAUUAAAAAGGCCAUCUUCUGAAGAAGUUUUAAAUAUUUACUAGUAAAGAAUUAAAAUGCGAAUUUAUAAAUGCACCAAUUGGGCAUAAUAA